Molecule: messenger RNA, 5357 nt
Organism: Fundulus heteroclitus (mummichog)
Lineage: Eukaryota; Metazoa; Chordata; Actinopteri; Cyprinodontiformes; Fundulidae
Gene: cdkl5
Product: cyclin-dependent kinase-like 5
Exons: 21
Coding region: 821-4297 (1158 amino acids)
Biological process (GO): protein phosphorylation; regulation of dendrite development; positive regulation of axon extension
Cellular component (GO): nucleus; dendrite cytoplasm
Molecular function (GO): protein kinase activity; ATP binding
Source: RefSeq, a predicted model, not a curated record
CCGGGCUGUUUCGGGGGCUCUGCAUCCGUAUGGCGAUUAACACCAAACAUACUUCCCAUUCAACAGAUGCUGCACUGGAUUUAAUCAAAGUUGUAUGUGAUCGCAUCUCGCGGUGGAUGUGAGCGCACUGCUGGAACGCGCAGACGUCCGUGUUUCUAUUGGCUCUGCGCUGCGUCGCUCACUGAAAUGACGAUUUCUGCUGCUAUAACCAGCUGAUGCUGAGGCUACGAACGGAUCCUCCGAAGAACUGUUGACGGUACACUGACCCUUCCAUCAUCGACGCUAUGCCUGCGGAUCCAGCUCUGAUCUGCCCACAGACCCGGAGCGGGGAGGACAUGUAAUUGUGUCACGACGCGCAGGCCGUGUUUAUUCUUCCCCUGUCGCAGGAUGUUUCUUCGCCUCCCCACAUAAUCGUUUUCAAGGGAAUAAUGCUCUCUGCUUCGCAAGCUCUGCUCCUUCUCCCCACACAGGCGACACACCACAUAUGCAGAUACCCCCAUGUGGAGUUUUGGAUAAAGGUACAGGAGCGACACAAAGAUAUGGAAUAAAGGGACACUUUGAAGAACUCAAUUCAGACACCGUAAUAAAAGGAAACUGACAUUUACUGGAAUAAUAAAUAGUUUCUGAAGAGUGCUGCAGAAAAAAAAAGCGAGGCCGUGGAAAGAGUCGGAGUAAAGAUGGCUCGUAGUCAGAGGCCUGCCAUGUUUCUCCAGGAGUCUGCAGCUCCCCCUGCCAGCUGCUGGUCCAAGCAGGAGUGUCCCUAUUAAAAUUGAAGCGGCUCAUUUCACCUGGUGGAGGAGAACCCGCUCUCGGUGAUGUGAUGAAUAAGUUUGAAGUCCUUGGCAUUGUGGGAGAAGGCGCAUAUGGAGUGGUGCUUAAGUGCAGACAUAAGGAAACCAAUGAGCUGGUGGCCAUCAAGAAGUUCAAAGACAGUGAAGAAAAUGAGGAGGUUAAGGAGACGACCCUUCGGGAGCUGAAGAUGCUCCGGACCCUGAAGCAGGACAACAUUGUCGAACUGAAAGAGGCUUUUCGCAGGAGGGGGAAACUCUACCUCGUCUUUGAAUAUGUUGAGAGGAAUAUGCUUGAACUGCUGGAGGAAUUUCCCAAUGGUGCGCCACCAGAAAAGGUCCGCAGCUACAUCUUCCAGCUCAUCAAAGCCAUCAACUGGUGUCACAAGAAUGAAAUUGUACACAGAGAUAUUAAACCAGAGAACCUUCUCAUCAGCUCUGAUGACGUUCUUAAACUUUGUGAUUUCGGUUUUGCUCGUAACCUGUCUGAAGGGACAGAUGCCAACUACACUGAGUAUGUGGCCACAAGGUGGUACCGCUCACCUGAGCUGCUGCUGGGGGCUCCCUACGGAAAGGCUGUGGACAUGUGGUCGGUGGGGUGUAUCCUGGGGGAGUUGAGUGAUGGACAGCCUUUGUUUCCAGGAGAAAGUGAGAUUGAUCAGCUCUUCACCAUUCAGAAGGUUCUGGGGCCUCUUCCUGCUGAACAGAUGAAACUCUUUUACAACAACCCACGAUUUCAUGGAAUCAGGUUUCCCACAGUUACUCAUCCUCAGACUUUGGAGAGACGGUACCAAGGAAUUAUGAGUGGCUUGAUGCUGGAUUUGAUGAAGAGUAUGUUGCUGCUGAACCCUACUGAGCGCUUUCUAACCGAGCAGUGUUUGAACCAUCCAGCUUUCCAGCCGCUCAGGCAGGCAGAGCGGGAAAAAUCUUCUCCUGCAUCUCCAAACCCACCCCGCUCGUCCAAGAGGAAAACACACCACCACGGAGAGAAUACUGUUCCUACAAGGAGUCACACCAAGAGCUCAAGUCGCCGAUCAACCAGCAAGGAAUGUUCCAGCCUCCCUCGACAUGGAGACCUCCAUCACCUCAGCAAUGAGAGUUUCCUGAACGGCAACAAACCGCCUCCGUCUAGUUUAAGUCCUACACUCCACCCCAAAGUCCAGUACAUGUCCCAGACCCUAAAUCGUUCAGCCUCUUCCAGCAAGGAUCUGGCUAACAACAACCUCCCACACCUUCUCAGCCCCAAGGAGGCAAAAAACAAGACAGAGUUUGAUUUCAACUUGGGGCCCACGACAAAGCUGCCAGAUCAGGGACAUGGGGGAAAGUACAGCCACAGUAAACCGAGCUCCUCUCGCUCUCAGCAGCAGCAGCAGCAGCAGCAGCAGCAACAACAGCAACAACAACAACAACAACAGCAGCAGCAGCAGCAGCAGCAGCAGGUCGGCCGCCACACCUUCCUGGAAAAUAAAACCAACACAUUACAAUCUGGUGCAGAGAAACAACAUGGCCGCCACGCCCACAGUAUGGCCGACUCCGCACACGGAUCCAUGUCUUCAUCUUCUAAAAGCUCAGCUUCUUAUCUCAGUCUGUCCAAGAGCCACGGGGCUCUUAGUGACGCUAAAUCUGUGGGGAACCUCAAUGAUGGUCGACUUCACCCGGAUGACCCAAACUCCAACACAUCAGCUGUUGCAGGACCCAGCGCCCGCUUCUUCCCCGCCAGCUGUUUAGACCUCAAUGCACCCUCAGGUCUUCCAGGACCCCCCGGCAGUCCCUCUGCUCGACACAGUGACCGAUCAGGACACAGCCCUGCGUCGCGUGGCAGUGGAAAUGUCCGUUUGGAAAGCAGCACCCUGGACUCCUCAUCGAGACACAAAUCCAGACACAAAUCCUUGGCCCCAGAAGAUGCUGGUGCUCCAGAGCUCCUAGACCCCGGAGGACCAGCGAUGGCCAACACUCACACUCUGCCUUCCCCACACGAGUCUUAUCAUUACGGCCUGGGCUAUACGUCCCCCUUUUCCUCCCAGCAACGGCCUCAGCGCCACUCCAUGUACGUGAGACGGGAACGUCACCGGCCACAUGGGUCUGAAGGGGUCAUGGCGGGGUUGCCUCCACCUGGGCAGGCGAUACCGACCCGGGCCAGUAGCCUCCAACUCCUCUCCCCCCAGCUGCAACAUCGUACCAACCUGACUGGACAUUCUGUGAGCUCUUCGAGAGAGGACUGUACCGAUGACAUGACGAGGAGUGAUCAGCCCCCUAAAGACAUGAGCCACCCUUGUGCCCCCAUCAAAGACUCUACGAGGGACAACUCUGCUGCUUUUCAUACACAGCGCUCUAAAAACGAGGUGGGUAUGUAUCACGACCCUCAUGGGGAGGACGCGGGUUCGUCCAAGGAGAACCGGAUGAUCUUCACCGAGUCCAUGCCCCGGAGAGUGGGCAGCUUCUACAGAGUCCCCUCCCCCAGACCGGAUAACUCCUCUUCUUUCCACGAAGGUGUUGGUCAGGGCAGAGGGCCGGGCGUACCCGUCGUGGCCGGCGAUCCAGGUGGCAUGGUGAACCACUCCAAGCGCCAGACGGCUUUUGAUUGGACUGCUGCAGAAGCGAUGGUCAUGAAUCCUCCAGAGCCCACCAAGGAGAAGCAAAAACAAGGCUUCUUCAAAGCCAUUAAAAAGAAAAAGAAGAAGACGCAAAUAACGGACGUGGAGGAUGGAAGGAAUCCGAGCAUCAAGAAAAGCCUUUUCCCUCUUUUUAGCUCUAAGAAUAGCUUAAAGCACAACUCAGCUGGAAAAAUCCUACCUGUAGUUGCCUCGCCUAUGGUACAACAUCAGCCUACCGCACCCUACCCUGCCUCACCAGUUUCUGGAAACGGACAAGAACACCUUUCCCUUCAGAGGAGCUCCAAGUCGUCCUCUCACCACAGCAGCCGACGGAAAAACCGCGAGCGAUCCCGGGACAGAGAUCGAGAGCGGGAGCAGAGCAGGGACAGAGAGCGGGAGAGGGAAAACAAGAGGGAACGGGAGAGGGAGAGAGAGAGGGAGAGAGGGAGGGAACGGGAGAGAGUCACUGAUUGGCCACCAGACAAGCAAGUGGACUCCCACUCUCAGAGCCAACCGCUCAAGUCACUCCGCCGACUCCUCCAUCUCUCCCCAUCUCCCUCGAACCAAGGGCAGCCUCCUCCUCAGCCUCCUCCGGACCUGCGCUUCCAAGCCCCCCUCCCCAACCCGCCUCAGCCCUCCUCCAAAGCUGGCUACCCAGAAGGCCGAGGGCACACGGAGAGCCGGGGGCAUUCGGGGGUGAGCAGCUCGAGCCAGGCGAAGAACCGCAAGGCCAGCUACACCUUACCGGGACAGAUCGAGUCCACCUGGCACGUGUCAGCUCUACAGCGGGUGGAUGGCGCUCAGUUCACUCCAGAACAACUGGGCAUCAAACCGGGUCAGAACGGUCCAACGUUUACCCGAGCGUCCCGCACCAGGAUGCCCAAUCUCAACGACCUGAAGGAGACAGCCCUGUAACGCCCCUCAACCUCUCUGACGUGGCUCCAUCCGUGGAACCCGGGCCACAGACCUUCACGGCACCAUUGUAAAAGUUCACAAGGAAGCUCUCAUCAUAAGACCACGUUCUCAGUCGGAAAUAUAGUUAUCCGUUGAUUCUCACGUCUUUGAAGUCGACAAAGACCAGAUGUUGACAGGCCAAACAUUAGCAAGGUCUGAUUUGGUGGAAUAACGACAAAGAGGUCCUCGCACCUCUUCAGGAUGUCAGCGCCACAUCAGCUUGUGCUGCUCACGUCAGAACAAGCAGCCCUUUCCUGUCAAGGAGACACUGCCUGUGUGGCCUCUCUGCUGCCAUCUUGUGCUUACAGGACACUACUGCACCAUUUCAGAUGUCGCCGUCGCGCCGGUGGCCAAUAAACUCAAAGGUUUUUCCAAGCACUGAUAUUUGAUAACAAAAAAAUUAGAGAAAGAUUUAUAUCAAUAUUAUUUAUUAAAUAUUUAUUUGUUUUAAAUUUCAAGGAUAUAAGCUAUAAAUGACACAGUAUGUAGGUUAUAUGGGAAUACUAUUAAGACAUUUAGAAUUAAAUGUGUAAUUGCAAGAGCUUUAGUUUCGACAGAGAAAUGAAUAGAUAUUUAUGUGUUGAUAAUAACGUCAAAAGGAAUAUUUAAUGAUGGUGAAUGUCUGUUUAUGUUCAAUAUGAUGAUAUUCACAUAUUUUAUGUUAUCCUAUUUUUACCUGUUUUAUUUCAUCAAACUGUAAAAAAAAUAAAAAAUAAUGAAAAGUGAAAAAUAUCUGACAUUAGAUGUAGUACAGAUAUGUCCAUCACCUUCAUGACAUUAGUUGUGAAGUUGUGUGAUAAUUUGGAAUAUCUGUAGACAGGGUUUGUCGUCAGAUCAACCAGAGGGCCACAGCUCGACUCUGUGCUUUAAAUACACUGGAAAUGAAAAGAUCAAAAGUGUACAUCUUCUUGGUAUAAAGAAAAUGCAGAAUUGUUGUGGUAUAAGAAAUUGACCAAAUAAAUAAUUUCAAAACUAUUUCCACCUUCAACUUGACAUAUAGCCUAUACAGUUAAAAAAAAAA